Molecule: messenger RNA, 719 nt
Organism: Olea europaea var. sylvestris
Lineage: Eukaryota; Viridiplantae; Streptophyta; Magnoliopsida; Lamiales; Oleaceae
Product: reactive Intermediate Deaminase A, chloroplastic-like
Exons: 6
Coding region: 1-414 (137 amino acids)
Cellular component (GO): cytosol
Molecular function (GO): deaminase activity
Source: RefSeq, a predicted model, not a curated record
AUGCAACUGAACCUAGGCAAAAAGGAAGCCGUUCAGACAAAAAAGGCUCCAGCAGCAUUGGGGCCAUAUUCUCAAGCCAUCAAAGCAAAUCAUAUGCUUUUCAUGUCUGGAGUUCUUGGACUAAUUCCAGAGACUAGAAAGUUUGUCUCGGAUAAUGUGGAGGAUCAAACUGCGCAGGUUCUCAAGAAUAUGGGUGAGAUACUUAAAGCGAGUGGUGCCAGCUAUUCCUCAGUGCUCAAGACAACAAUCAUGUUGGCUGAUCUGAAAGACUUCAAGAAAGUGAAUGAAAUCUAUGCUAAAUCAGUAGUUGUAUGGAUGGUGUUUGACCUCCUAGUGAAAAGCUCAUUUUCCAUCACCUGCUCCGGCUCGUUCAACUUACCAGGUGGCGGCACUACCAAUGGAUGCAAAGAUUGAAAUUGAGUGCAUAGCUGCACUAUAAUGGCCAUUAGCCUCUCAUUGUGUUUGCACCCAAACUUCUCAAUAAUCUAGAGGUGACAUAUUUGGGCUGUGAGCCCCAUCGACUUUGAAAUAUAAAAGAGAGAACUAUUUAACCUCUAAUGUUAUCGAUGGUGUCUGAUGACAGUCGGAUGGUCAUAUGGUUUAUUACUGUUUAGCCUUACUGUAUGCUCUUCGUUUUCAUCAUCUUGCUUGUUGGAGACUUUACUUUUAAGCUAAAUUAUGAGUGUUUUAGGGUCUCACAAGUGCCCAGGUUUUGUUUU